Verruconis gallopava is the source of this 2164-nucleotide messenger RNA. RefSeq lists its product as uncharacterized. The transcript has 8 exons. Bases 66 to 1766 code for a protein of 566 amino acids. The record is from RefSeq and is a predicted model, not a curated record. Gene Ontology annotation, molecular function: magnesium ion binding; carboxy-lyase activity; thiamine pyrophosphate binding. NCBI's taxonomy places the organism in Eukaryota, Fungi, Ascomycota, Dothideomycetes, Venturiales, Sympoventuriaceae.
AUCUUUAUUCCGUAUUAAAAAAGCAUAUUAUAUCGUUACGACAAAGUACAGCCUCUUUCAUCGUCAUGUCUCUGGUCAAGCUCGGGGACUACCUCUUCCAGCGCCUCAAGCAGCUAGGAGUCCAAUCAAUUCUAGGCGUUCCCGGCGACUAUGAACUUGCCCUGCUUGAUCUCGUGGCUGGAAAUGGCCUUACGUGGCGAGGCAAUCCAAACGAGCUCAUAGCUUCGUAUGCGGCGGAUGGAUACGCGCGCAUUAAUGGUGCAGCAGCCUUUGUUUCCACUUUUGGACCGGGGGAGCUGUCCGCGUACUGUGGCGUUGCUGGCCAAUUUGCUGAGUAUGUGCCUGUAGCGCACAUCGUUGGCUACCCUGGUGUGUCUGCUAUGAAGGCUGGUGCAAUUAUGCAUCAUACCCGUGGUGAUGGCACCUUUGACUUUUGUCAUGAGAUGAGCAAGCAGAUUUCUGCCGCUACAACAAUCUUGACAGAUCCCACCACAGCAGCGUCCGAAAUCGAUCGAGUCCUCACGAAGAUGAUUGUCGAGUCAAGGCCCGUGUACAUUGGUGUGCCGGCUGAUCUAUCUCAUUCCCCAAUUUCGGGAGCGACCCUUAGUAUUCCCCUCGACGUUACGUUGCCUCCCGACAACGAGAAUGCUACCAAAAAAGUCGUCGCUUCGAUUCGUGCUGCCCUUGAGCAAGCUGCCUAUCCUGUCGUUAUCGUUGAUGGUCUAACACAUCGCAACAAAUGUAUCAAGGAAGUGCAAGAAUUGCAAACUCUUCUUGACAUUCCGUUCUUCACUACUGCUAUGGGGAAAUCUGUGCCUAACGAAGAACUGAAGAACUAUGCAGGUGUUUACGCUGGUGCAGGCACUCAUGAAGGAAUUAAGCAAGCUGUUGAAGGCACCGAUUGUGCUUUAUGGCUUGGUCGCUAUGGGAGCGAUUUCAACACCGCAGAAUUCACUAUGACCAUCGCUGAAGACAAGAUCAUCGAAGUCCAACGCUUUCAUACGAAGCUUUCAGGGGAGCCAGUACCGGUGAAGAUGAAGUAUCUCCUUUCGGCUAUGAUUGCUGAUUUCAAGGCCACACCAUUUGCGAAAAGCAUCCCAGUUACGUGGGAUCCUUACCCUCUGCGAAGCCUACCCGCAACUGGCGAAUUGACCCAAGAUUUCAUGUGGGCUACUCUCGGCAAAUUCUUCCAGCCGGGAGACGUAAUCAUUGGCGAGACCGGAACCAGUGCUUUCGGCUUGGGUGAUUCGUUCAUGCCUAGUGGAUCAUUUUUCUUCAAUCAAACUGUAUGGGGAAGCAUUGGGUACGCUACUGGCUCUAUCGUCGGUGUCUGUCAAGCCAUUAAGGAAAGUGACGGAAAGUGGAAGAGGGGCGUUCUAGUCACUGGCGAAGGCUCGCUUCAUCUCACUGCUCAAGCCAUUGCCGAUAUGCUCCGAUAUGAUCUGAAGCCUAUCAUAUUCAUCCUUAAUAACAACGGAUAUACCGUCGAACGACUUAUCCACGGCAAGCAUGAAACCUAUAACGAGGUCGCGUUAUGGGACUAUAGCAAUAUGGCCAAGACGUUUGGGCCACAGUUCAAGUCCCAAUAUCACGGUCCUAUCAAGACAAAUGAAGAAUUUUUAAAGUUCAUUGAAAGUGGUGCCGCUCGUGCCGACUGCUUCCAGGUUGUAGAAGUCAAGCUGAAGGAGCUUGAUGCUCCGAAAGGUGUGCUGGUUACCGGCGCUGCCAUCGAUGAGUUCAACAAACAGAAGAGUGCGAAAACCUAGGCGGGUUAUUUAUGACUUAUGUCACUUUCCUAGAAGAUACGCGCAAUAGUCAUUACCGGAACUAGCUCUAGUCCAUGCGUUCCUAUCCCUUUGUAUUGGUCAGUGCGUUGAACACGACUUCCAUUCGUUUAUAUUUUUUUCAGACCUUCUUUCAGAAACGACCAAACGUAGUUAAAUAAUCAUGAAAAUACGGACUUCUGAACAGAUUCAUUGAUGCCAAAACAAUUGCUUUCAUGCAAUGUAAUGAAUCAUGUAGAUUCUAGGUCGAAAUAGCUCAUGAGAAGUUUUAAUCCUAGCAGUAUUCAACGAUGACAUCAAUUCAGCUUUCGGCAUGAAAUUGGCCUGCAAUCAAAUGUUCAGAGCUAAAGCUGUAUUAAGUCCACUAAUCGUACCACAGA